CCACUCAAGUCAUUUUAGCUAAGUUUCUUUAGUUUUUUGAAGUCUUGGUUGCACUUUAAUCAGAUUUGUCGUUACAAAGUUUCUACACAACAUUAAAUCUUACCACAAUAAGUUAUCACAUUUUGUUACUAGCUAAGUAAGUUAUCCCAUGGUUGAAAUUGCUUUAUGUUGUGGAUUGCAGAACUUGGUUUUACAGUGUUGCACAAAGAAGCUAAACAAUAACUUUGCAAACCCUCUGAAUACAACUCGCCAUUAAAAUUUUUUGAAGAGAAUUAGAAAGAGAAAAGCCUUUGCUAUCACUAGAAAUGAAAGAUAGUCCAACCGAGCCACCUCUAAAGAAGCUUAAACAAGCAAGAUUACCGUUCCAAAUUUUGAGCCCCCCAGUGGUCAAGAACGUUGAAAGUCCUCCAUCUCAGUGUAAGAGAAAAGCUUGUGAAGCGACUUCAGACGAUGAGGUCGUUAUCAGUGAAAUCAAUGAGAAUAAAAUCAAGCCUGUUGAGAAAAAGGCAAAAACUGCAACCGAGGAUGAAAGUCACAAAAAGAAUGAAAGCAGUGAUGUUUGCACGGAAGUUGAAAAAGGGAAAAAUGGAAAAAAGGUUUCAGAGAAGAAACGACAAAACAAAAAAGAUAGUAAUCCUAAUAAACUUACCAGCACACCCAAGAAUAGUAGAAAAUCUGCUGGAAAGGGGUUGAAUAAGGCCAAAGGAAAUAAAAAUAAGCCGGACAAUUCACCAAAAACACCAGCAGUUGUGGAUUUUAUUGACUUGAGUGAUUCACCAGUUAAAGCCCCAUCUAAAGAGAAGGAACCAAAAAGUGUUUCUAAUGAUGAAGUCAACAUAUCAGCAGACCUAUCAGAUGACAAAGGAAACCAAUCAGAGGAUUGCGCAACCAGUCAAUCUGAUUCCUCAGUUACUCAUGCAGCGUCAGAUGAUCAACUGCAAGAAGUUGACAGUAAGUCGUCUGAUGAAAACAAAACUAAUAAUGACAAGAAGAUAGAAUCAACAGAAACUAAGAUAGAAGAAUCAGAAAAAGACAAAUCCAUAGAGAAAUCCUCUAGUACUGAUCUGGUGGAGGAAUCUGCUCCGCAGUCUAAGUCCACUAGUUCGAAUGAUCAGACGUCCAGCAUAGUCAGUUCCCCUAAACAGUCAUCAAUAGAAAAAUUAGUUACGUCACUGAACUCCAAAAGUAAUAGCACACCUGAUUCUCUUGAUAUUAGUAAAAAUAAAUCUGAUGAAGAAUGUGAUAUUAAAACAGAUGAGGAGGUACAGGAAAACAAAUCACACGACUCUCAAGCUUUAGAUGAUCAACAAAAGAGUCCAUCAACCAAGUCAACAGAUUCUUUGAAAAUAGAAACAAAUUUAAAAACUCCAUCAACAGCGAAUGAUUCACUCAUGAGUGAUGUAAGUUCUCCGUCGUCAGAAUGCAAUACUUCGUCAUUGUCAACCCCUGGGUCCGAUUCUAUAAAGAAAAUCUCAAAAACACCCCGGAGAAUGACUCCUAAGCAGCUAUUAAAAGUAAAAGAAUUGGAAGAAAAGAGAAAAGAAAGAGAACGAAUGAAGGAGGAAAAAGAGAAGAAAAGAGCUGAAGAAAGGGAAGAAAAACUCAAGUUAAAAAGGGAAAAAGAAGAAGAAAGGUUAAAACUAAAACAAGAAAAGGAAGAUGAAAAACGGAAAGAAAAAGAGGAAAAAGAAAAGAAAAGACAAGCAGAACUUGACCAAAAGAAUGAAGAAAAACGCUUAAAGGAGGAAGAAAAACGUCAAAAAGAGGAAGAGAAGCGAGUUAAAGAUGAAGAAAAGAGGAAAAGAGAAGAAGAGGAAAGGAAAAAGAAAGAAGAAAAGCGGCUGAAGGAAGAACAAAAGGAAGCAGAGAAAAGAAAAUCAGCACAAGCAUUUGCCAGUUUUUUUGUAAAGGCAGAAUCUAAACCUGUCUGUGUUGAGGAGGCUAAAGAAAAUACCCCUUUAGAUUCAAACUUUCAGCCUUUUGAGGUGAAGAAUGACAUGCGACUAGCUCCACUGGUUCGUACCCAACUGCUAGAAGAUCGACGUCAGUUACUAGACUCUGCCAUAGAGAGCCCCAAGGUAGAUGACUCACAGAGAUUGUACUUAGAACUGAUCCGCAGUCCAAGCUAUGUGUGUGGCUCAGCCUCCAGGACAUACCCCCCCCCUGAUGAUAAUGAGGAUGAUGUCAUUAUUAUUGAGUCUGAAAUGCCGAACGAAGAAUUGGAGGUGGAUGAAAACAAAAUUGGGAAAAAAACGGAGAAAAGGCGUAGACGAGCCAAACUGCUGCAGUUUCAUGAGAACAGAAGACCUCCGUACUGGGGAACCUGGCGCAAGAAGAGUAAACACAUCCGGCCUCGUGCUCCUCUCAACCAAGACAAGACAAUAUUGGAGUAUGAGGUGGAUUCUGAUGAUGAGUGGGAGGAGCCUGAGGAAGGUGAGAGUCUACGAGGCUCCGAUGAAGAGGAGGAACAAGAUGACCAGUAUGAGGAGGACAAUGAUAUGUUCGUGCCUCAUGGUUAUCUGAGUGACGGUGAAGGGGAUGAAGAUGAACUAGAUGAUAAUUCUCCAGAAUCUAUGAAGGCGAAGUUGAAAGUGCUUCAAUUGGAAUUUGAAACGGAACGAAAACAAAAGCAAGAGAAACUGAAACCUCGACUCAUUGGUUGUAUUUGGUUCUGCAACUCUGAAACCGUCCCUUCAAAUGAUAGCAACAUAGCGGCAUUAUUCCUAGCAAGAAGAGCAGUUUGGGAAGGAUCUCUCCCUAUCACAGUGGCUCCCUCCGUCCCCUCCUCCCCUUCUACGUCUGUCUCAAGGGUGGCAGAAAACACUGAACCAAAGAGUGGUGUAAAGAAGAAACUUGUCAACGAGUCAUUAAUCCCAAACAUCAUCAGAAAAAUACAUGGAAGUCGCAAGAAGCUGUCCAAGUUGCUGCUGGAAUUGAUGGAAGAGUGGGAGAAGGAUAAAAUUGAGCCUCUGCCGUCCAAGAACUGCCUGGUCAAGAGAAUUAGAGAGCUGGCUGUGUGGGAGAAACCACCUGGCACAGGCACACCCUGCUGGUUUGUCAAUGAGGAGGUGAGAGCUGCCUAUGGACUGGUAGAUCUGGCACUUCCCUCUCCCCCCACACCUACCCUCUCCAUGCCCAGUCCUGCCGCCAACAUAACCAAGUUCACCAAAGUGUUGACGACAGACGAGCGACUCAAACUGCUCAGGGAAUCACCUGCUAGCAGCAAGGAGCCACCCAAGGAACCCCCCAAAACUCCUUCAACUCCGGCAGAGAACUUGAAAACUCCGAACAAGACUGUGAAAACUCCAACAGUCAAACUUGCAACUGCUAGUCCUGUGGUCAAAAAACGAGCUCACCUCAUCACAAUUGGGCCUAAGGAAUCGCCCAAGCAAAGUGCAACGACUUCCAUGAUGAACUUUGUCACUAAAUCAGCGAAGAGUGAUGAAACUGAAAGUCCUAAGCAGGAGAAGAAGGUGGAAGAAAAAGUGAAAAAGAGAAUUACUCCUAUUACUUUGACAUCAUCUGUUCAUAAACUCGUCACUCCUGUUUCCCCUAGUUCCGAUGAUUGUAUUGUCAUAGAUGACUAAUUAGGCGGCCUCUAGCUCGAUGCCUUUAAGAGUAAUAUUUAGCUGUAUAAUAUUUGUAUAGUUUUCUUUUUCCUUAUAUAUUUUAUACCUAGUAUAUUUAUAACAAAAUAAAUCUUUAACUGAU
Molecule: messenger RNA, 3711 nt
Organism: Macrosteles quadrilineatus (aster leafhopper)
Lineage: Eukaryota; Metazoa; Arthropoda; Insecta; Hemiptera; Cicadellidae
Product: chromatin assembly factor 1 subunit A-like
Exons: 14
Coding region: 306-3587 (1093 amino acids)
Biological process (GO): nucleosome assembly
Cellular component (GO): nucleus; CAF-1 complex
Source: RefSeq, a predicted model, not a curated record